AUGCUGACCGAGUACGAUGCAGCUGCCGAGACCGACCCUGGCCUUCUCAAGAAGGGCUCCAAUUAUGAACGCUAUGAAACCAGAUCAGGCAUCGUCUAUCCACGCAUCCGCACUUUUUACCAUGUUCACGCACAAGCCAAGAAGCUUCCAAAAGACGUUCCCUUACUCGUCUUCAUGCACGGCCUCGGCGGAUCGAUUGCACAAUUCGAGAAACUGCUUGCCUCCUUGACACAAGUCGCCACCUGCCUCGCCGUCGAUCUUCCUGGCUGCGGAUUGUCAGACUUCGAACCAGAGAACGUCGAAGCAUACACCACACUCGCCCUUGCCGAGCUUCUGUGCGCUGCCAUUGAUCGCUACCGCGACCAGGAGAACGACCAGAAAGUCAUCCUCAUCGGCCACAGCAUGGGCUGCUCCAUCUCCGCGCUCCUGACAGCGUCCACAUCGCCACUCGCAGACCUUUGCUCCGACAUCAUUCUGGGCAUGGUGGGCAUCUGUCCCAGAGCAAACCCGCCAUCUGAGGAGUACUUGAACCAAGCAGAACGCCUCGCACACCUACCCUCACCGAUCUUCGACAUGAUCCGGAUGUACGAUCGCUGGGGCGGCAUCGAUAGCACCAGCGUCUCUCGUGUAAUUGGAGAGGAGGCUGAUCUGGAGACUAAGAAGCUCCAGCUCCGCUUCAAUCAACAAUCGAAGUCGCGCGUCUUUCAGAAAUUUGCAGCCGCAAUAGUCAAGCAGGAGAGGGAAGCAAAGCAGCGUGGCGAGGACAGUCUGUUAGGCAGACGCAUUUGGGACGGCAUAGAAGUGCCGCUCUUCCUGGUCGCUGCCGAUAACGACAAGCUCGCGCCACCUGACCAAGUCAAUCAGAUUGUCGAAUGCGCAUCACCACUCUCCCCUCGCUCCGAAGCCACCAUGCUAGCCGGCCACAUCAGCGGGAAGAAAAUGCUAGACCAAUCCCCAGAAGCCCAACCAACCUCAAUCAAAUCCUUCACCAAAUCCACAAAACACUCCACCCCGCUCAAAACCUCCAUCUUCCCCUCCCCCUCCUCCCACGGCCUCCUCUACGACCAAACCGACAUCCGCAUCCUCUCCCGCAUCAUCGAAGACUUCCUCUCGACCCACAUCGACCCGCGCCUCUCGCCCAGCUGGCAACUCCAACACCUCACCACCUCCGGAAAAUGGGACGUCAAGAACCUCGAAAAAUGGAAAAAAAUCCUCCCGUGCUCCGCCCCCAUCGCCAGCCUCUUCCGCGCAAUGAAAACCAUGCGGGAAGUCGACGAUGUCCAUUGCCCGAAGGAAUUCGUGAGGAAGUAUGGUUGGAAAGCCAUACCGAACGGUGUGGCCGUGGUCGUGGACAUUAGUUUCGAUACCCCCGUUACGAUCAGGCCGAAUUUCAUCGCUCGAAUCGAUGGCUUGCGGAAAUCUCUUCAGUCGGGUGCUACGAUAGCUGUGCAUCGACAUUAUGGCUUAAUCGGUACGCCAACCGGUUUCCUCAUCAUCUGCUACCUCGUCGAACGUCUGGGUUGGAAGUUAGAUGCUGCUAUUGAGGAGUUUCGACAAAAGAGGGCGCCGGGGAUUAAACAUGAGUAUUUUCUCGAUGAGCUUUAUUUAAGGUAUCGCGGUAAUAUGAGUCGUAGAGCCACGAAUGGGAAUGGGAAUUAG
Messenger RNA from Pseudocercospora fijiensis CIRAD86, 1659 nucleotides. RefSeq lists its product as uncharacterized. The transcript is spliced from 5 exons. Bases 1 to 1659 code for a protein of 552 amino acids. Lineage: Eukaryota; Fungi; Ascomycota; Dothideomycetes; Mycosphaerellales; Mycosphaerellaceae. The record is from RefSeq and is a predicted model, not a curated record.